CCUCCCCCCACUCCUCUCUGUUCUCCCUGUCCCCCAGGCACCCACAGGAAAAUACUCUGAAAAUACCUACUUCUAAUAGGCUUGUUGCUGGACCUCCUGUUACCCCUCAAAAGUAAAAAGAAAUGACAGAUGAUAAAAAAGAAACAGCAAGAAGUCGUGGGCUUUUUAGAGGCCAACAAGAUUGACUUCCAGCAGAUGGACAUAGCAGGAGACGAGGACAACAGGAAAUGGAUGAGAGAGAAUGUCCCAGGUGAAAAAAAACCUCAGAAUGGAAUUCCCCUCCCUCCACAGAUCUUCAACGAGGAGCGGUACUGCGGGGAUUUUGAAUCCUUUUUCUCUGCUAAGGAAGAAAAUAUUAUUUAUUCGUUCCUGGGCCUUGCUCCUCCUCCAGGCACAAAGGAGACUGAAAAGUCUGAUGCCACAGGGGAGAAGUCUGAUGCCACAGAGGAGAAGUCUGAUGCCACAGAGGAGAAACCAGAAGCCGCAGAAGAUAAAUCUGAUUCCAAGGAUGAAAAAUCUGAUGCCACGAAUGAAACUGAGGCACACACAGAAGACAAGGCAGAUGAAGGGGCUCCUGAAGAGGCUCAGUCUGGCCAGACACCACCAGAAGGUCAACAGGAAGGCGAGGAAGAACAUGCAGCAACAGGGGAAGAAGAAGAAAAGCAGGGAGAGGGAGAAGAAAAGGAAGAGGUGGAGGAGCAGGAAGAGUCUUAGUACAGUUCCCUAUGAUACAAUAUUUCUUGAACAGGUUUUCAGGAAGCACCAGCUGGAACCACCACACCAAAGAAAAGAAAAUCCCUUUCUCAAGCAAAGCACCACUACCUUUUGUGCCUGUAUGAACACAAAAAGAGCACAGCCACCACCCUGUCCCACCUGUAACCUUUAUAUAUAUAUUUGGUAUUCCAUUAAAAUGCUUGUUAAAAUGGAUCUCAUGUCUGACAGAUGGUAUUUCAGUUAACUGUUAUGUGUUGGGAUAGUUUUGUCCAUGUCACAUUUAGACUGUGAGCUCUCCAGGGCAGGAACCAAGCACGCUGCUGCCAUUCAGCAGCUGCCUGCACUCACACCACUGACGCCUUCAGAGGAAAAGAAAUUCAGCAAUGAAAACUGCAAAGAGGCUUCCUGUACACAAGCCAUGUGAGUCACUUCUCCCUCAGCUGGCAUUUGAAAAUGAUUGAGGUUCC
Molecule: messenger RNA, 1181 nt
Organism: Vidua macroura (Pin-tailed whydah)
Lineage: Eukaryota; Metazoa; Chordata; Aves; Passeriformes; Viduidae
Gene: SH3BGR
Product: SH3 domain binding glutamate rich protein
Exons: 8
Coding region: 130-714 (194 amino acids)
Cellular component (GO): cytoplasm
Source: RefSeq, a predicted model, not a curated record